Fonsecaea multimorphosa CBS 102226 is the source of this 921-nucleotide messenger RNA. RefSeq lists its product as uncharacterized. Gene Ontology annotation, molecular function: phosphoribosylaminoimidazolesuccinocarboxamide synthase activity. Gene Ontology annotation, cellular component: cytoplasm. The transcript has 2 exons. Gene Ontology annotation, biological process: 'de novo' IMP biosynthetic process. Lineage: Eukaryota; Fungi; Ascomycota; Eurotiomycetes; Chaetothyriales; Herpotrichiellaceae. The record is from RefSeq and is a predicted model, not a curated record. The coding region runs from base 1 to 921 and encodes 306 amino acids.
AUGGCUUUUGUCAAGUCAGAUCUGGGAGAUAUCCUGCCACUAUUGGCCUCAGGUAAAGUCCGGGAGCUGUACGAUGUCGACUCAAAAUCCCUGCUCUUUGUGACGACGGACAGAAUCUCGGCCUUUGAUGUUAUCAUGAAGAAUGGCGUGCCAGAAAAAGGACUCGUCCUGACGCUGAUGACCGUACACUGGUUCCAAUACCUCCGGAAACAGAUCCCUGACCUCAAGACCCAUUUCAUUUCCCUCGACCUGCCGACUAUAAUCCCGAAGGACAUUGCCGCUCAAUUAAAGGGUCGGAGUAUGCUUGUGCGCAAGCUCAAGGUGUUCCCGUUGGAGGCCAUAGUCCGUGGCUACAUUACAGGCUCCGCCUGGUCCUCCUACAAAAAAACCGGUGAAGUAAAUGGGAAGAAGAUGCCCGAAGGCCUACAAGAAUCCCAAGAGUUUCCUGAACCCAUCUACACUCCCAGCACCAAGGCUGAGCUGGGUAAGCAUGACGAGAACAUCUCAACGGAACAAGCUGUACAGAUUGUCGGCGAGAAGUAUGCAAAAAGAAUAGAAGAACUGUCGCUUCGCAUUUACAAGGCAGCACGAGACUAUGCAAGAGAAAAGGGGAUCAUCAUAGCGGACACGAAAUUUGAGUUUGGUUUGGACGAGGAAACAGACGAGGUUGUGCUUGUUGAUGAGGUGCUUACCCCAGACAGCUCAAGGUUUUGGUCGAAAUCCUCCUACAAGCUCGGCCAGAGCCAGGAGAGUUUUGACAAGCAGCCACUGCGGGAUUGGUUGACGGAUAAUGGUCUCAAAAACAAACAGGGUGUGGAGAUGCCUGAUGAUGUGGUCCAGGCCACUCAUGCAAGAUACCUCGAGGCAUUCAAAAUCUUGACUGGGAAGUCUCUACAAGAGACUCUACAAGACCUGAGGUAG